Molecule: messenger RNA, 1236 nt
Organism: Rotaria sordida
Lineage: Eukaryota; Metazoa; Rotifera; Eurotatoria; Philodinida; Philodinidae
Source: the annotation of a GenBank genome assembly
AUGUCAAUUGAUAUGAGUUCUCGUCGAUACACAAUUUCAACAAUAACAACAGGUCGACCACGAAAACAACGUUGUUUACCAACUCCAAUUAAACACAUUUUGGAAGGUAUCACACAAUAUGAUACUCCUAAAGUGGUACGUUUUGAAUCGAAAUGGAUUGCAACUAUAUCUUUAUUUGUUAAAUUAUCACUUGCUAUUAGUUGUAUAUAUUUAAUGUGUCAACGACAUUCAUAUCAAAUAUUUGAUCGUUCACCUAUAUCAGUUGUAACAAUUAAAGUAAAACCAGCACAAGAUUGUGUAAUUAAUUCAUCUAUAAUGUAUUAUUUUCCAAAUUAUAAUUGUGAACAAUCAAUAUAUGAUGUAAAUGAUUUUAUUACACCAGCAACAGAAAAUUCUGCUAUAUCAAUAACAAUUCGUAUGGUAGAAAUGGAACAUGUAUUAAAAUACUGUUAUAAUAGAACAAUAAGAAAAAAUUCAAAAAAAAUUAAUUCAUCAUUUCAAAUAACAUCAAUACAUAAAUGUUAUGAAAAAACACGUUGUAUUUUACCACCAUUAUAUCGUUAUGAAUAUGAAAAUGAAAAACUUAUUAAAAAACCACAAUUAUGUUGGUUUAAAUUACCAACAACAACUGUUAAAAGAAAUUAUCGUGCACUUAAUUAUAUUUUAUUUAUAAAACAUUUUGUUGAAUUUCCACAACUUCAUCUUAUACGAGAUAAUCUUAUAACAAAUUUAGGAAAAGAAAACUAUAUUGAAACAUGUGAAUAUCAUCCAACAUAUCAUCCAUUAUGUCCAAAAUUUCGUAUAUUAAAAAUUUUAGAAAUGAUUGAAACAAAUCCAGCAGAAUAUGGAGCUAUGUUUUUUUAUGGUUCAUUAAUUGAAAUAAAAAUAAAUUGGAAAUGUAAUCUUGAUAAACCUUUAGAAUAUUGUCGACCAUAUUAUGAAUUUCAACGUUUAGAUAUACAUCCAUAUGAUGAAAAUCCUUAUGAUCCUGGUUCAAAUUUUCUUACAGCAAGAUAUUUUUUUCGACCAAAUGAAAGUGAAUUACAUCGUAUACAUACAAAAAUAUAUAAUUUACAUAUAGUUGUUUCUGUAACAGGUGAAGUUGGACGAUUUGAUUUAUUUCAAACAACAACAAGUAUUGGUUCAUUUCUUGGUAUAUUUGGUACAGGAACAAUUGUUUGUGAUUUUAUAGCUGCGUUUUUUACAAAUUUUAAAACUGUCAAAUAUGAUAUUUGA